This is a messenger RNA of Portunus trituberculatus (swimming crab), 745 nucleotides long. RefSeq lists its product as uncharacterized. The record is from RefSeq and is a predicted model, not a curated record. The coding region runs from base 80 to 562 and encodes 160 amino acids. NCBI's taxonomy places the organism in Eukaryota, Metazoa, Arthropoda, Malacostraca, Decapoda, Portunidae. The transcript is spliced from 3 exons.
CAUCGCGUCCUAUGGUGUCUACUACAGAAACUUCUUCAGAUCUUCUGAUUCCAAGGCAUUCAGUACCUUAGGUAACCUGAUGUACGUUGGUACUAACAUCAUAGAUGGACUUACCAAUGCUCUCACGAUGAGACGAGCUCAUGUCGGAGAUCGGCAAUUCCUGGAGCUCACUGUUGCUAAGGAUUUCACAGGUAUUGACGGCUUUUCCCCGAUAUACAUAGGGAGAGGGAUUAUCGUAUCAUCAAUCACUGCUUGGCCGGUGCCCCACGAUGCUCCAUACAAACACCAACUAGACCGCGGUAUUAUGGCAAUAGCAGAGGCUGGGUUGUACGAGCAGUGGAGGAAAGAAAUGCUGGAGAACACCAUGAGGGAUACACGUUUGAAAAAGAGAGAAGAACUGAGGAUUGACAAAGACCUAGGAGUUAAGACUGCAAUUGAGUCUCAUGAAGCAACAGAUGUUUUGCCGCUCACGGUGUCGCACAUACAAGGUCCCCUCAUUAUCCUUUUGACUGGACUCUUUUCUGGGGCAAUGAUCUUCAUGACAGAGAAGAUAUCAGCUUAAGUUUAAUCCCCAAAACAAUAUGAUAAUAUCUACAAACCAAUUUAUUCAUUCUGACUUUCUUAUUAACUGUCAACUAAUUAUGGCCUACAUAAUAACUAUAAACUAUUUUAAGAUCAGACAGUGUAUAUAUGGUAUGUUAAUUGUACCAUUUGAUUUGUCCUACAAAAAGAUGAAAAUUAAAUA